GGAUUGCCAUACAUGUGUGCUAUAAGGAUAAAAGCAAAACAAACCAAGAAAUGAAUUUUGGUUCCCACAUAAUAUUAACUCGGAUCUUCCACAGCUCAGUAAUUUGUAAAAAAACUUCAACCCAGGCAAAAUUCUUGGCAAAAAUAAUGGGAGGUCAAAAAAAAAAAAAAGAACAUCACUAUUUCAUUGAAAACCGAUCAACGUCUUUUCUGCCAGAAUUCUUGGAAAAAAAUUCUGGUGGAAAUACUAAGAUGAUAAAUCGCAGAGUCGAUAUUUUAAACUCUGUGUUUUUGGAGAGGAUUAGUGAUCUACUACUAUCAGCCAAACAAGAUCAUGGUUCAACCAGUGUACACCAAAAUGGCUUUCUGGUGACAAAGGUAAAAUACCAAAGUGAUGGCUCAGCACUUCAUGUAUAUUGGCAGGCAGAUACAGAUUAUGUCUCAGUGGAGAAAAAGCUACCACAAAUGGGGGGUUGGUUAAGACAUGAACUUUCUCAGCUCCAGAAUGGACGAGUUCCCCACAUAAACUUUAUAUAUGAUACGAGUAAUUAUAAAGCUACCGACGUGGAAGAUCUCUUAAAAAUUGCGGAUUUUGGACCCGACCAUAUUUCACAUCUCACCAGUGUAGGAGAAACGUUUGUCUCAACAAACAGGAACGAAACGAAAACGAAGGAGAAGCUCGCAAAAAGCUGUAAUGUGCUCGGCGUUGAUCGAAAUGCCAUAAUCAACCAAGUAUCGAGAUCGAUUAAUCAUGUUCCCAAAGUUACGUCAGUUAAACACCAAGCUACCAACAGCUACUCGUUUGACAGUCAACGUCGGGUGGAUUUCAAAAAAUACCUUCGGGAUCAGGAAAUUUUGAAAGCUAGAAUGGAAAAGAGACAAUUGAGGUCGAUGACAGAGAACAUAGACCUGGCCAGCUUAGCUAGAAACACAAGCAAUCCUUUUAUCGACGAUGUGUCCGAAGAAGAUGACUACGUCGAAGAUGAAAAUUACGAUGAGGAGUGUUCAAAGUAGGAUUGUACAAUUGAUAACAGUAUGAUUUAUUGUUCACAAAUAUGCGCAUUACAAUGGUGAUUUUGUUCUGAAAUUUAUGAAGUAUCAUUUCACAAUAGUGACGCAUGCUUUCUUAAUGGCCAAGUUCACUCUGUUCAUGCAAUGUAACACAACCUCUCUCGUUAGUUUUGAGGAAUGUAUAGGAUAACAGCCAUAUUUACUGCAUCCCUCACCCAAAGCAUGUUACGAUAGAAAAACGAACUUCCCCAAAAUAUAUGUUGAGAUCCACGUUAA
This is a messenger RNA of Daphnia carinata, 1286 nucleotides long. RefSeq lists its product as uncharacterized. Gene Ontology annotation, biological process: rRNA processing. Bases 51 to 1013 code for a protein of 320 amino acids. Lineage: Eukaryota; Metazoa; Arthropoda; Branchiopoda; Diplostraca; Daphniidae. The transcript is spliced from 5 exons. The record is from RefSeq and is a predicted model, not a curated record.